AUGCUGAAACGACGUGUCGCUGUUGUUGUUGUUUCAUUCCCAGCAACACACAUGACUGAAAGUCGCGUGCGAAUAUGCUUGAGUGCUGCUCAUACAAAGCAAAUGCUCGACCAUGUUCUCCGUGCAGUCAGUGAGGUCGCCGUUCUCAGUAAUGUUUUAUCUCCAGCAACAAAACGGAAAUAUGAAAAUUUGGAGGUUGAAUGGUAG
This is a messenger RNA of Gongylonema pulchrum, 207 nucleotides long. Lineage: Eukaryota; Metazoa; Nematoda; Chromadorea; Rhabditida; Gongylonematidae. The record is from the annotation of a GenBank genome assembly.